Molecule: messenger RNA, 682 nt
Organism: Paramecium sonneborni
Lineage: Eukaryota; Ciliophora; Oligohymenophorea; Peniculida; Parameciidae
Source: the annotation of a GenBank genome assembly
AUGAACAUAAUUUAUUGCAUAGAAGAAUAAGAUGAUUAUGUAUAUAUAAAGGUUACCAAAGACUUUUAUUAUAAGAUAAUCGAGAUGGAUAGGUUAAAUUCAAGAACAUCUCAAUAAGUCUAUAAUCUAUCUCACAAAUUUCUAAGAAGAGUUGUUCCAUUCUUUAUGAAUUAAUUCCUUAUAUGGUCAAAAGAUUAAAAGGAUGAAAAUAUGAAAAAAGUAUGUGAAUUUUUAGAGGAAAGAAAGAAGUUGAAAAAUUCAAAACAGUAGAAAUUUGAACUAGGAGAUUUAAAAUUUGUAUUUAGCAAAAAUUAAUAAGAUCAGGAGAGUUAAUAUUUAAUUAAAAUGGCAUGGAAAUCAUUUUUAAAUUCUGAUGAACUUCGAUAAGCGAUUAAAAAUAACAAAAAAAUGAAAGAAGCUUCAAAAGAAAAUUAUGCAUAUGCAAUUAAUUUAUUACUAAAUGAACUAGAUAAACCAUCACCUUACUCUAAAUUUUUGUCUAUAAAUAAAUAUUAAGAUAAUAUUAGAAAAAAAAUUAAACUAAAUACUCAACUAAAUUUUGAUGAGGAGCAAUUUGAUGAGGAGCAAGAUAAUUAUGAAAAUUCCACCUUGGAUUACCCUUAAAAAAAGAUUAUUUGAAUCAAAUAUCCAUUCUAUAUGUUUGUUUUUCAUUAUUUAAAAG